AGUGGGCUCUUUGUGAAAGAACAGCGAUGAGAAAAGCCACAGAAACAUCCUCCAGGGUGCCCAGAGCACUGGCCCUGGGGUGGCUGCUUGCCUCAGCCUCACUUCCCGCAGAGCUUGCCGUGGAGAGGAAGCUGCUGGGAGCCCAGCUCUGAGCCUGGGGUCUUCAGACCACCCCUAAGUCUCUCCAGGGUAGCAGCCCCCAGGGAGGAUUAGCUGUUCUCUAAUGAAGCCUGGAAUGGUCCCCCCUCCACCGGGAGAGGAGAGCCAGACCGUCAUCCUUCCACCUGGCUGGCAGAGCUACUUGUCUCCUCAAGGCCGGCGUUACUAUGUCAACACGGCCACCAAUGAGACCACCUGGGAACGCCCCAGCUCUUCUCCUGGGAUUUCAGCCAGCCCUGGCACUCACAGGAGCUCUCUGCCUCCAGCAGUGAAUGGAUACCACGCGUCAGGGACCCCAGCGCACCCUCCAGAGACUGCCCACAUGAGUCUCCGAAAAUCCACCGGUGAUUCCCAGAACCUGGGCUCCUCAUCACCAAGCAAAAAGCAGAGCAAGGAAAACACCAUGACAAUAAACUGUGUGACAUUCCCUCAUCCAGACACAAUGCCUGAACAGCAACUGCUCAAGCCAACAGAGUGGAGCUACUGUGACUACUUCUGGGCGGAUAAGAAGGAUCCCCAAGGCAAUGGCACUGUGGCUGGGUUUGAACUGCUGCUCCAGAAGCAACUGAAAGGCAAACAGAUGCAGAAGGAAAUGUCUGAGUUCAUCCGGGAAAGGAUAAAGAUUGAAGAAGAAUAUGCAAAGAACUUAGCUAAGCUCUCUCAGAACUCGUUGGCUGCACAGGAGGAAGGGUAAGUUGGGUGGAGAGCAUUUGGGGACACUGAGCAAAGAGUCCUCAUUCACCCAUCACCUGUUACGGCCAUGGGCUGAUUUUGGAUGGGGAAAUCUCCAUUGGCUCGAGAUGAGAUCCAUCUGCAAGUUAAUUGCUCGUAGAUCAAGGUGUACCCUCGUGACUUAAGGUGUGUCCAUGGCUCAGAAUGGGGACUGAUAGCUCAAGGUAUUUGCCUGUGACUCAGGUGUGGGCAUCCAUGCUCCUGGGGCACCUCCACCUUGUCUUCUCUCUGGUGAUCCGGGCCUCCUGCCAGGUGCUGGAGUGUGUCAGGACCCCCACUACACUGUGCCCUGGUAGCUGGACAGCACCCCAGUUCCCUUUUCUCUGAGGGCAGGUUGGGAGGAAACUGGGUCUGAGAAGGUUUUGUAUCUGGACCCUUAGAACGCUCUCCUGCAGACCCAAGGCCCAGGAUCCCCUCUGUCACCCGCUGUGACAAUCCAGACUUCCUUGAUGGAACCUGACCUAGGGGGCCACUCAGCCCAACCCACAAGUCAUGGCCAGGUUUCUAGUGGGAGAAAGACUUCAGGCUUCUCUGCUCUGUCACCAAAGAGUCUCAGCCCUCACACACC
This is a messenger RNA of Castor canadensis (American beaver), 1459 nucleotides long. Lineage: Eukaryota; Metazoa; Chordata; Mammalia; Rodentia; Castoridae. The record is from RefSeq and is a predicted model, not a curated record.